Spirodela intermedia is the source of this 105-nucleotide messenger RNA. The record is from the annotation of a GenBank genome assembly. Lineage: Eukaryota; Viridiplantae; Streptophyta; Magnoliopsida; Alismatales; Araceae.
AUGUUAAUGCCACAAACUCCACGAGAAUCCCCACUGUUCCGAAGCAUAAGCAUGAAGCCAUCUAUUCCCCAUCGUGUUCCCCAUGAGUUCUUCAGAAUCCAAUAA